AUGGCCCAGUCCACCGCCCACCGCCGUCUCCUCCAAGAGUACCGCGCCCUCACCAACAACCCCCCCGACGGCAUCACCGCCGGCCCCGUCACCGAAGACGACCUGCUGCACUGGGAGGCCCUGAUCCAGGGCCCCGAGGGCACGCCCUUCGAGGGCGGCGUCUUCCCCGCCGAGCUGCGCUUCCCCAAGGACUACCCGCUGGCGCCGCCGUCGAUGCGCUUCCUCGCCGACGUCUGGCACCCCAACGUCUACCCCUCGGGCCUCGUCUGCAUCUCCAUCCUGCACCCGCCCGGCGACGACCCGAAUCACUACGAGCACGCGAGCGAGCGCUGGAGCCCCAUCCAGAGCGUCGAGAAGAUCCUCAUCAGCGUCAUGAGCAUGCUGGCCGAGCCCAAUGACGAGAGCCCCGCCAAUGUCGAGGCCGCCAAGAUGUGGCGCGAGAGGCGGGGCGAGUAUGAGCAAAAGGUCCGCGAUGGCGUCAGGCGGAUGCUCGGCCUGUGA
Messenger RNA from Verticillium alfalfae VaMs.102, 501 nucleotides. Its product is annotated as ubiquitin-conjugating enzyme. The record is from RefSeq and is a predicted model, not a curated record. NCBI's taxonomy places the organism in Eukaryota, Fungi, Ascomycota, Sordariomycetes, Glomerellales, Plectosphaerellaceae. The transcript has a single exon. Gene Ontology annotation, cellular component: endoplasmic reticulum; cytosol. The coding region runs from base 1 to 501 and encodes 166 amino acids.